CCCCGCCACGGCCUUUUAGAAGGAUGUUAAAAUGACCCAAGGUGGGAAGAAGAAGAAAAGGUCCGCGAACCGCAGCAUCCUGCUGGCCAAGAAGAUUAUCAUUAAGGACGGGGGCACGCCUCAAGGAAUAGGAUCACCUAGUAUCUAUCAUGCUGUGAUAGUUAUAUUUUUGGAAUUUUUUGCUUGGGGACUCCUGACUGCACCAACUUUAGUGGUUUUGCAUAAAACAUUUCCAAAGCAUACAUUUUUAAUGAAUGGCCUGAUUCAAGGAGUAAAGGGCUUGUUGUCUUUCCUGAGUGCUCCUUUGAUUGGGGCCCUGUCUGAUGUUUGGGGCCGAAAGUCAUUCCUGCUGCUAACAGUAUUUUUUACUUGUGCGCCAAUUCCACUAAUGAAGAUCAGCCCAUGGUGGUACUUUGCUGUUAUCUCUGUCUCUGGAGUCUUUGCUGUGACCUUCUCAGUGGUGUUUGCUUAUGUAGCUGACAUAACCCAAGAACAUGAAAGAAGCAUGGCAUAUGGCCUGGUUUCAGCGACUUUUGCCGCAAGCCUAGUCACCAGCCCUGCCAUUGGUGCCUACCUUGGUCGAGUGUAUGGAGACAGCCUGGUGGUGGUCCUAGCUACAGCUAUAGCAUUGUUGGAUAUUUGUUUUAUCCUUGUUGCUGUACCUGAAUCAUUGCCAGAAAAGAUGAGACCUGCAUCGUGGGGAGCACCCAUUUCUUGGGAACAGGCUGACCCAUUUGCGUCAUUAAAGAAAGUAGGCCAAGACUCCAUCGUGCUGCUCAUCUGCAUAACAGUCUUUCUCUCCUACCUGCCUGAGGCAGGCCAGUAUUCCAGCUUCUUCUUGUACCUCAGACAAAUGAUGAGCUUUUCACCAGAAAGUGUUGCAGCAUUUAUAGCAGUCCUUGGGAUUCUCUCCAUUGUUGCACAGACAGUAGUUCUGAGUUUACUUAUGAGGUCCAUUGGAAACAAAAACACCAUUCUUCUAGGACUGGGGUUUCAAAUAUUGCAGCUUGCAUGGUAUGGCUUUGGCUCAGAACCUUGGAUGAUGUGGGCAGCAGGAGCUGUUGCAGCCAUGUCAAGCAUCACGUUCCCAGCCGUUAGUGCUCUGGUUUCACGGACGGCGGAUGCUGAUCAGCAGGGUGUUGUCCAAGGAAUGAUAACAGGAAUUAGAGGACUCUGUAAUGGCUUAGGACCGGCACUUUAUGGUUUUAUAUUCUACAUUUUCCAUGUGGAGCUGAAUGAAAUUCCAGAGGCUCAAAAUGACCUGGCAGACAAUGUGGCUGUGCAGCACCAUUCACUGCAGAACGCAAUCAUUCCUGGUCCUCCUUUCUUAUUUGGAGCAUGCUCCGUAUUACUGGCUCUGCUUGUUGCCUUGUUUAUUCCUGAAUACACCAACUUAAAUGUUCGAUCCAGCAACUGGAAGAAGCACUGUGGUAGCCAUGGCCAUCCACACAGUCCACAGACCCCUGGGGAGGCCAAAGAACCUUUGUUGCAAGACACAAAUGUAUGACAGCAACACUCAAGGACUCUUAGAGUGCACUUCUUAUUUUUAUUCUUUUUCACCUGCAGUUCUGGAUGCACAUUCCAUUUCCAUCAAAAAGUGACAUUUCUUAAGAGGGUCUUAAGAAAUUCUCUUUGCAUGAAAAUUGUAAGAACCACAUCCAGGAAGUGGAAAAUCCUCCAAAGAAGUUAAGAUUUAAAUUAUUUGAACAUUUUAAACUCUUAGGACUCUUGUCAUAAAGUCCUCAGUAAAUAUUAAAUAUUUACAUUCUUAAUUUUGAAACUACGUAUAUCUCUAUAUCUGUAUAUUCAAGGUAUCAGCAUGUGUUCCUGCAUCAGUUUCCUGAAGGUGUUGAGCUUUAUUCUCUUCAUGCUGGUCUCAGUGAGGCAAAAUAUGAGCAGGACUUGAGGACCCAUUUAUUUUAACAUAAAAUCUUGGGUUAGAUGAAUUCAAAGCCUUAAUGUAGAUGCACUUGACUAAGUGGUGAACUGGGUUGACUUUGGACUUUCAAAUCAGUGUCUGGUAGGUUUUGUUUUGAGUUUUUACUAACACAAUCAUGUGUUAAACACACAUCCUGAACAGUACACACUUUUAAGUGCAUUACUCUAAUUCUUUCUGUUCUUUUGAACUAAGUAUAGUAUCUGUUUGUAUCUCUGAUAAGUAAAUGGUAUGAGCCUACAAGAUUUUGUUAUUGGCUCCUAAACUCUUUAUCUAGAAUUUGAUACCACUAUGCUUUUGAUGUUUUGCAUAAGAACCUCAAAACUUGAAUACAAACUCAACUCUUAAGCUGAUAGCCUUGAAGAUGUCAGUGUGCUCCAAAUGGGAUUGUCACUUCAGUUGCUGGAC
Molecule: messenger RNA, 2344 nt
Organism: Euleptes europaea (tarantolino)
Lineage: Eukaryota; Metazoa; Chordata; Lepidosauria; Squamata; Sphaerodactylidae
Gene: SLC71A1
Product: major facilitator superfamily domain containing 14A
Exons: 12
Coding region: 32-1507 (491 amino acids)
Biological process (GO): transmembrane transport
Cellular component (GO): membrane
Molecular function (GO): transmembrane transporter activity
Source: RefSeq, a predicted model, not a curated record